UUUAUCGUUUUAUUUCUUCCAAGACGGAUGUUAUGUUGUGAGUGAAUUUUCUUUCUUCUAAAAGCAACUAACAGAAACCAUCCCGUGAAGUAUAAAGUAUAGAAAUAUUCCGCUGUGGAUCUCUUUACAGAAAAUCGACUAAAAAUUAAUCUCAAAAUAGGUCUAUAAACAAAUUAAGAAUUUUUAUCAAUAAAUAUACGGCGUUUUUAAAUAAAAUGAAUACAAGCGACGGUAGCAACGGUACGGGGGGUGGUGGAGCACCAGGACCAGGUGGCGGCAGUGGUGCAGGUCCAGGCGGAGGAACAACAACACCAACCGGAGAACCCCUGAAAAUUAUUAAAACCCAAUUAAUACCCCAUCCACAUCCAGUAUCUUUACAACAACAAUCACAACAUUCACCUUUGCCUUCACCAACAACAUCGACUCCAACACCGUUACAGUUACAGUCUUCUUCUAUCACAACUCCCAAUACCAACACAAUUAUAAAUCCCCAGACUGCACAGCAGGCCCAUCAUCCACCAUCCAUACAAUUGAAAAAUCCAACAAAUGUUACAAAUUUAUUUUCUUUAAAUCCAGUUGCAGCUAAAAUAACGCAUGUCAAGACAACGACCAUUGAUGCAGCCAAUGCUGCAGGGCCUGGUGGUAUAUCAUUGAGUGGUCUAAAUCCUACAGCGCUGGGAAGUGUCGGUGGUGGCGGUGGCGGCACCACAGGUACCAUAGUCACAAGUGGUGGUUUAUCGACUGUGGGAGCCAUAAAGGUGGGAAAUAGUGGUGCAGUUGCGACAUCGAUAAGUGGUACUCCUAUAGCUUUAAACUCUUCGCAGGCUUCGGGUGCCAGUGGUGCUACCUCUAUAAGAGCUAUUGGGGCGGGCGGCCAGUCCACACAAGUUCGUGUUGUUAUGAGCAACAUUAUGACUCCGUCGAUGAUGAAGCAAUUGGAAAAUGCCGGCCCCGGACGUACUCAAAUUACUGCGUUUCCAACUGCUCCAGCAAGAUCCGUAUCAAAUACUUCAAUAACUGUUACUAGAACAGCAACGCAAGCCACUUAUUUGCCAAGAGCCAGUGUAACUGCUACUCAAAUGACUGGCGUUGGAAUGGGCGUACCCGCUGGACAACGUUUGGUUACUCCCAUAAGGACCACUCCUGCUUCAGUUACUGGCGGAACUAGUGGCGGGACCACUGUAACAGGUAUAACGGCUGCAGGCAAUUUUGUACGCGGCACUGCAGUAAGUCGCAAUACUUCCUCGCCAGCCACAACUGUUAUAUCACCAGCAACAAGCACCACCUGGAUGGCAGCAAAUCAGACAGGUCAAAUGCAAUUGAUACGUGCCAUACCACAUCAAUCUAGGCAAAGGAUUAUAACAACGCAAGGUAUAAGUGGAGCUCCAGUUUCUGUCAGUGGUUCUGUGGCACCCGUCAGUGGCACAGUUGUUACUACAACUGCUUCAGCUUUACAGUCAAAUUCGGGACUUAUUACGGGACAACAUCAUCCUCCCACAUCUCAACAACAAUCCACCAUACAAGCUGUUUCGUCGGCGGCAUCUCAACAACAGCAGCAACAACAGACCUACGUAGCCACCGUCUUACCACCCAGACAGCACCAAGCCACCCUUGUGUACUCUUCAAAUGUGAGUGGUGCUCAAACUCUAUCAACACAACAGCAACAAUUCAAUUCUACAUCUGUUGGUGGUGGUGGGCCACGUUUUGCCGUGGCCACACCAUUAACGCCUGCAUCUGGUACAGCAGGAGCACCACGUCAAAUACGGCCUAUGUCAUUUACAAAGUCAUUUUCGGCUACUAAAUUGAAUACAACAAGUAUAAGUAUAAGGGCUCCCAAUUUGCCGCAAUUGACACCUACCAUGGCAUCGGGUGUUUCGAAUGCAACAGCAGCCAGUGUAGCAGCAACCAAUUCACCGCGUAGCACUACUGUUACUGGCGUGACGGCGUCAAGUGUAAAUGUUAUACCAUCAACAACGACACGCAUUAUACAAUUGCAACAACAGCCAGGCGGGACAGCGCAACAAAUUAUUGGAUCUACUGGCCGCCUGGCUGCCAAUGUAAUGCUGCAACCGAUUAUAGUGAAUACAACAGGGGCAGGCAAAAUUGGCAUACGGCCGCCUGUUACAAUGGCAGCUAAAGUCCAGCCAUCUCUAACCAUAACUCAGCUGGCGAAACUUCCCUCUUCGGGUGGUCAACAGAAUAUCAAUACUAGUGCUUCUGGCAGUGCUUCUCCAUCAAUUUCGACUGCGAGUAUUACUGCUACCAACCUAUCGACAAAUGCCACUACGCAAUUAGUCAACGUUUCUCAGGGUGGACAGUUGUUGACAACGCAAAACUUGGUGACCCCCUCAGCAGCAGUGACAGCAGCAGGUGGUGCGACAGUGGUUCCUCUUGCCAUUAGUGCACGCGGUACCGGUGGUGGGAAUAUCAUAACAGGUACAAUGACACCCAUUAAAAACGCAAGUGCCAUAACUGUGGGUAAGGUAAUGACUCAAGCCCAAUUGGAUAACUCUACGGGGGCCAAUUCUUCGGGCGGUGUUGCUGCAAACGCCUCGCCUGCAAAUGUUUUUAUACAUACGCCGGCAGUACCUCAAAGACCCCAUAGCAAUAGCAGCACCAGCAGUAAUAGUGGAGCCAUUGUCAAUACCUCAGUUUCGGCUGUUAAUGUGGCCAAUACGGGUUGCUCUCCGGCAAAUGUAUUGACUUCAUCGGGUAAUGUAGCUGCUGGCGCCUUUCUACAGCCUGGCAGCACUAUUUAUUACGAAUCUGUGCCAGCUAGCUCGGUGCAAGUUUCGACAGGAGUCUUGUCGUUGACCACAACCACAGUGACAAGCAGCACCAUGUCUCAAAACCAAAUAGCAAGUUCGGCGGCUAAUCUAUCAAUAUCUUCGUUGCCCUUUGUUAGCCAUGCAGGCGGUGGUAAUUCAACUACGGCAACAUUUACUGUGGUGCCGACAACAAUAGGGCGCACCAUUGGUCAAUUGCAAAUACCUGUUUCAAGUGCGGGAACUCAAAUCCAAGCAGUUCCAGUGAGAUUUAGUCAGUUAUCGACGACUGGGCAAAUUGGCAGUGCAGCAUCGGCGGAUGCCAUAUCUGUUUCUCAAACUGCGCCACAAAUUUUACAGCAAACUACUUCAGGAUUAGAAACCUCCCAAAUUAUAAUACCUUCUUCACAAUGCCAGCAAAAUGUAACGUCCGUCAGUUCACAACUUCAGCAACAGACUCAUCAAAUGGUGAUACCCUUGCAGACCUCUAUAAAAGUUACUUCUGGACUUGGGUCAACUGGUACAGCUGUGGUUUCAAAUAUCUUGCGCAAACGCGAUGUAGAUGGUUCUCCCAUAAGGGCGGCAAAAAAUCUGCAGCCAGCCCUAAUGUCCAUGGGCGGGCCAUCGAAUAUGGCACCAAAUUCUUCCUCUCCUGCAUCCUCUUCUAUUGGAAGUUCGUACAGCUUAACAUCAGUCACAUCUUCGGUAGCCUCUACAGCACUAACAGCUGAGUCAUUGGCCAAAAAGGAUAGAGCCUCUAAUAGCCUGUCAACGUCAAUUACUGCUUCAUCUAUGCCCGCGGUCAGGUCCACGAGAGCGGAUUCACCAGCUUCAUCAGAUGGUUCUACCACUGUUUCGGCCAACUCCUCACCUGGCGUUGAGCAACAAAUACAAGAUAAUAAUAUGAUCAUAAAUCGUUUACCGGGUGGUGGUCCAAACAUUGAUUCACAUUUUAAUCCCAUCAAUGAGCUUUACUCCAAUCAUCAUUCUGUGGUUCCACAGCAGCAUGUAAUGCCGGGCACACCAGUAACAACUAGAAAUCUAGCAACAAUUGAGCAACAUCAUAGUUUACAAGGCCCCACUGCAAUAACCAUGCAACAAAGGCUGAAUGGUGGUCCAUUGGAUUGUCCGCCACGCAAGAAAUCCAGAAGGUCUACGAACGACAGCCAACUGUCGACACAAAGUCAAACGUCUCUGAGUUUGCCACCGCCACAAGCCAGCAAUAACAACACAAAUGGCGCAGGCUCAAACUUAUCAAAUCCACCUGCGACGCAUGAAGCCAAUAUUUCAAAUGUAGUUAGCAAUGGGACAGUUUCAAAUGUUGUAGCAACAACCCCAGGUCAUGAAGUGGUUAAUGGCAAAGAAAAUACGAAGCCUGUGGAGUUUAUACUCAAACGUCCCAAGAACUGUACUCUCAUGAGUACAUACAAACAAUCAUGGAAAUCCGCAUAUAAUCAUUUCCAAAGAUAUUCAGAUGUUAAGCCACGUGAAGAAAGGCGUCCCACAAUCAUGGAUUUGGCAAAUCAAACAAAUGUACUUGGAAAAAUAAAUGGAUGGAAAAUUUAUCAUUUAAAAUCACAAAUGGAAGAUUUGUGCGAAAACGAAUCCCUGGGAUAUGAGAAACUAUCGAGUAUGCUAAAGCAAAUGGAAUCGAAUGGCAUUACCAAUGAAAUUGAACGCAUAAGUGACCUUUUAAAGGGUAAUAUGCAGCGCAGUAAAAUCAUUGUGGAUGGCGUUAGUGAAGCACAAAAUCAAAUAAUGAAAAUUUUCGAACACAAAUCACAUGUCUCGGAUAUCAUUACUCGAUGCGCCUCUAAACGUAAUUACAAAAAACGAGAAAAGGUUUAAAUGUCUCCGUGCCGCCAAGCCGCCUCCUGUACUAAAAAUGUACUCAUAUCCUUGUACAAUCUUCUUCUUCUCAUUCAAACUAUCUAAACUAGAAGAGUAAAAAACAAAACAAAAAUAUGCAAUCAUAGAUUGUCCCUUACAUAAUAAGUUUUCUUUUGUUAAUCAUCCACAACAUUUCCCAACAUUAAGCAUCCAUAUAUUUAUAUAUAUGUUUAUACGAUUAAGUUUUUUUGUUUUUUUUUCGAAAUACUAUGUGUAUUGUUUAACAUUAUCGGCGCCCACCACAUUUAUUUUUAUAUAUAUUAAAUUUCGUUUAAUAUUGAAUGUGCAUAGGCAUAGACAUACAUAUAAUACAUUAAGAUGAGUCAGCCAAAAUAUUGUAAAUAUAUUUUAUUAAUUAUUACAUAUGUAUAUCUAUUCGGAUAUUAAGUGAAGAAAGAAACGAAGGCGCGUGUGUGUAUGAGCCUUUUAAAAUCGAAAUUAUUGUUAAUAUAAUCUUUGUAAGUUUUAAUUUACAUUAGGUCAAAGAUAUAAACUAUUUUUCUAAUUUAUAAAACGGAGAAAACCUAAAAAAUGGCUAAAGUGGAUAUGCAUACCUAUAUACAUAAAUCGAGAUUGAAGACAAAAAGCAUAAAACAUAAAAUUGGUAAAAUAAAGAAUAAUCUAUUGAAAAAAAA
Molecule: messenger RNA, 5290 nt
Organism: Stomoxys calcitrans (stable fly)
Lineage: Eukaryota; Metazoa; Arthropoda; Insecta; Diptera; Muscidae
Gene: Sap130
Product: mucin-17
Exons: 11
Coding region: 216-4613 (1465 amino acids)
Biological process (GO): negative regulation of transcription by RNA polymerase II
Cellular component (GO): Sin3-type complex
Source: RefSeq, a predicted model, not a curated record